UGCGAAUAAAUUAAAACCAUCAGGAACCAAAGGGCUUGCGGAGGUUAUUGGGGCUUUGCCGCAGUCGGAGUAAUGAGUGACAGACUGUGCAUCUCCUCUGCCGGAGCCAAGAAAUUUACCUUCGCUCCGGAAGAACUGAUAUCUUGAUGCAUCGCUUGCGGUAGCGGAUGCAAAGGUGGGUUCUUGCUUGAACCUUUCAACUAUUGGCAGUACAACGGUAUCCCAUCGGGAGGAGACCUAGGUACUUCAUUAGGUUGCAGACCCUAUACAGCCGCAAGCAGUGGUAAGACACCACAGUGCAACGAGAGUUGCGUGUCAAGUUAUAACAAAACCCGGGAAGAUGACAUUCGCCAUGGUAUCGCACAUUCCAAAGUCACCAACACCGUGGAACAGAUCCAGCACAAGAUUGUAAUCAACGGUCCCGUAAGCGCUCAACAUAGACUGUCAUAUGAAGACUUUUACAGUUACGGAUCAGGUAUCUACCAACACACCAGUGGCAGAUUCGUGGGUGGCCACGCUGUAAAGAUCAUCGGAUGGGGUUGUGAGGACAACAUACCUUACUGGAUAGUCGCCAACUCCUGGGGCACCGGUUUUGAAGAGGGCAGAUUUUUCAGAAUCAUCAGGGGUAACAACAACGUUGGCAUCGAAAGCUACGUAGUUGCCGGUAACCCAAACACCAGCAAAUAAAUAAAAA
Anoplophora glabripennis (Asian longhorned beetle) is the source of this 694-nucleotide messenger RNA. Its product is annotated as gut-specific cysteine proteinase-like. The record is from RefSeq and is a predicted model, not a curated record. NCBI's taxonomy places the organism in Eukaryota, Metazoa, Arthropoda, Insecta, Coleoptera, Cerambycidae. Gene Ontology annotation, cellular component: lysosome. Gene Ontology annotation, molecular function: cysteine-type endopeptidase activity.